Messenger RNA from Temnothorax curvispinosus, 894 nucleotides. Its product is annotated as chymotrypsin-1-like. The transcript is spliced from 3 exons. The record is from RefSeq and is a predicted model, not a curated record. Gene Ontology annotation, biological process: proteolysis. Gene Ontology annotation, molecular function: serine-type endopeptidase activity. The annotation marks the transcript as partial. NCBI's taxonomy places the organism in Eukaryota, Metazoa, Arthropoda, Insecta, Hymenoptera, Formicidae.
AGACGUUCGCUGAUAAACCCGAAGCGAUCGUCGGCGGUCAGCUCGCCGUACCAGGCGAGUUCCCGCAUCAAGUUUCCCUGAGGUUGGACGGCGUUGGACACGUUUGCGGCGGCUCCAUCAUCGCCCCGACGAAGAUCCUGACUGCCGCUCAUUGCGUGGAGACUGUGUAUCCACCCUACCACAAUUUCAAGGUCGCGACUGGCAGCAUCGAUAGCACGGGAGGAGAACUCCACACCGUGAAAACCAUUGCCGUACAUCCGCAAUAUUCCGACAGAAAGGAAGAUGCUUGGAAAAAUGACAUCGCGGUGAUCACACUCGAAUCGCCGAUUGAAUACAACAAAUAUCAAUCUCCAAUCGCUCUGACCACCUCUAAGCCUACCCCCGGACAGAAAUGUACCUUAUCCGGAUGGGGUCGGAUCAGCGCGGAAGGACCGUAUCCGCGCAAUCUUCUCAAGAUGAACCAGUUCGUGGUCUCGAAGAGCCAGUGCCAGAAGAGCCACUAUAAUAUGCCUUUGACCGGCAGUCACUUGUGUACGCUCAAUCGCUACGGAAUUGGCGCUUGCUCGGGUGACAGCGGUGGUCCGCUCAUCAGUAACGGCGUACAGAUCGGUGUUACUUCCUGGGUUGCUUCUUGCGCCGUGAGUUAUCCUGAUGUCUACACCGAUGUCUAUUACCAUCUCAACUUCAUCGUAUAUGCUUCAGAAGAUACGUAAAGGCAAUCUAUGAGACAUAAACGACAUAGAUCUAUUCAACGUACCAUGUCAAUGUGCCGGAAGAAUAUAUUUACGAUGUCGCAGCUUAUAUACGUUAAUGAUACAUCGACCGCUUCUGUAAAAGAAAAUAAAUAAUUCUAUAUUUAUAAUAUAUAAAUAAAUAAAUAAACGUUAUAAUUAA